UUACCCAAACAAAUAAUCUGUAAAAAUUGUUCCUUUGGAGAUGUGCAUAAUAUUGUUGCAUAGUUCUAUUAAUCAAUGAACAGCUAGAAAGAACACAUUUGGGCUGAAAUUUUUGGUUUAAAAGGAAUGAAAGAUCAAUCUUGGAGAUGGGUUUUAGGUUUGGUUUAUAUAUUAACAGUUGCUUCAAUAUGGAUUGCUGCUAGUUUUGUAGUUCAAUCUGUUGUUGAUGCUGGUGUUUCACCUUUUCUUGUUACAUACCUUUGCAAUUCUUUAUUCAUAGUAUAUAUUCCCCUUAUUGAGAUUGUACGUUUUCUUGAAGAUAAAUAUGGGAGUUUGUUGUUUUGGAGAAAGAAUAAGAAUAAAGAUAGCAUUUUGAAUGAUUCUGAGGAAACUAUUCUUCUUGAUGAUGAUGGGGUUGUUGUUGGUGAUGGUGAUGAUGGGGUUGUUGUAUUAAAGGAAGGAAUUGUGGAUCAAAGUGUUGUUGUUGAUGUUGGUUUGGAUGCGAAAGGGCGUUGGACAAGGUCUAGAGUAGCGAAAGUUAGCUUGUUGAUAUGUCCUUUUUGGUUUCUUGCACAGCUUACAUUCAAUCUAUCACUCAAAUAUACUACUGUUACGUCGAACACCAUCUUAAGCAGUUCCUCCAGCUUGUUUACUUUUCUGGUGUCUCUUGUAUUCUUGGGAGAAGUUUUCACAUGGGUGAAGCUGUUCAGUGUUCUACUUUGUAUGGGAGGAACAAUCAUUGUGAGCUUGGGUGACUCAAAAUCAGGAACCAACAAAGUUGCUUCAAACCCUGUUCUUGGAGACAUUCUUUCUCUCCUCUCAGCUGCUUUGUAUGCUGUUUAUAUAACCCUCAUUCGUAAAAAGUUACCUGAUGAUGAUGGGAAAAGUGGCCACGCCAGUAUGGCACAGUUUCUUGGAUUUUUGGGUUUAUUCAACAUGCUGAUAUUCUUACCCAUACCUCUUGUACUCAACUUUGCUAACCUUGAGCCAUUUAACACGCUCACCUGGGAGCAAGUUGGCCUAAUUGUUGGUAAAGGUAUGUUUGAUAAUGUGCUGAGCGAUUUACUGUGGGCCAAGGCCAUUCUUUUGACGUCCACAACAGUAGCAACAGCGGGACUCACCAUUCAGGUCCCGCUAGCUGCAAUCGUGGAUACACUGACAGGAAAUGCACCGCCCAUCUUGGAUUACAUCGGAGCUGCAGCUGUUAUGGUUGGUUUUGCAGGCAUUAACAUCCCUUCAGAUUCAUGUUCAGUACCAGAAGAAGCAAACAUUGAACUAGAAAAUGGGAAAACUCAGUCCACAGAACAGGAUCACCUAUCGCCAGGUAGAUUAGAGAGCUAGCUCUUUUGCUCCACGUAUCGUAGUUCAGGUGUAUCUUAUGUUAAUCUUACUUGAGCGUUACAGAAAGGAACUCGAUGUAUUCUUUGUCUACGUCCCUGAGCAUGUUCAAAGCUCAAUGACACCCACACUCUUAGGUCAGUUCGCUGCAAAGUAUAGGCGUGUGCAGAUAACAAUUAAAACCCCCAAAAUUCUGUACUUAAAUAUGUAAAAGACAUGAUAUCGAGUGAGAAUUAUCUCUUUCAAUU
Messenger RNA from Lycium ferocissimum, 1586 nucleotides. RefSeq lists its product as uncharacterized. Gene Ontology annotation, cellular component: membrane. The record is from RefSeq and is a predicted model, not a curated record. The transcript has 3 exons. Gene Ontology annotation, biological process: transmembrane transport; regulation of peptide transport. Lineage: Eukaryota; Viridiplantae; Streptophyta; Magnoliopsida; Solanales; Solanaceae. The coding region runs from base 127 to 1341 and encodes 404 amino acids. Gene Ontology annotation, molecular function: transmembrane transporter activity.